Messenger RNA from Pelmatolapia mariae (spotted tilapia), 3577 nucleotides. RefSeq names its product solute carrier family 6 member 1, like (gene slc6a1l). Bases 331 to 2124 code for a protein of 597 amino acids. Gene Ontology annotation, cellular component: plasma membrane. Gene Ontology annotation, biological process: sodium ion transmembrane transport. The transcript is spliced from 15 exons. NCBI's taxonomy places the organism in Eukaryota, Metazoa, Chordata, Actinopteri, Cichliformes, Cichlidae. The record is from RefSeq and is a predicted model, not a curated record.
ACAGGUCGAACUUUAUUAUCAACCACUCGAUACCAGCUGCAAGUCCUCCAACAGACAGCACACAGGAAAGAACAAUUUGGAUUUUCAGACACAAGGCAUGGAGGAUUCAACUUGAUCCUUUUGGAUGUUGAACUGAAGUUUCAGAACUUUAAGACUGCAAGUGUGGCACACUGAAGCUGAUGACCUGACAAAGGACGUGGAAAUCUCAUAGUGUCAGCGCAUCACCCUGAAUCCAUCCAACUGAGAUCCAAACGCAGUGUGAGGCACUCAACCGCAGAGACACUACAGAAAGGUGGCUUCCUGACCCCAUUGGUCCACAGUGGUCCCAUAAUGGGGAAGACUGGGCAAAGUACAGUGGACUUGAACUCCCCUUCAGAGGUCAAACAAGCAGUUCCCUUUGAGGAGCUGGAUCGUGUGGCGCCCCCUGCAGAUAAUAAGAAGAAUGUGGAAGAGCCUCCUGACAGGGGAAGCUGGAAGGGCAAGUUUGAUUUCCUCCUCUCAUGCGUGGGAUACGCCAUCGGUUUAGGAAAUGUGUGGAGGUUUCCCUAUUUGUGUGGCAAGAAUGGUGGAGGGGCCUUCCUGAUCCCAUACUUUAUGACACUGGUCUUUGCUGGGAUACCACUUUUCUUCCUGGAAACAGCUCUGGGACAGUUCACUUCAGUUGGAGGACUUGGGGUGUGGAGACUAAUCCCUAUGAUGAAGGGAGUUGGUCUGGCUGCAGUUGUUUUGUCCUUCUGGCUCAACAUCUACUACAUUAUCAUCAUUGCUUGGGCGCUCUACUACUUAUUCAACUCUUUUGGUUCGGAGCUGCCUUGGCAAAGCUGUGAUAACCCCUGGAACACGGAAAAAUGUUUUUCCAACUACAGUCUGACAGACACCACCAACUUGACCAGCGCUGUCACCGAGUUUUGGGAGCGUAACAUGCACCAGCUGUCUAAUGGCCUGGAGGAACCAGGAGAGCUACGCUGGCCCUUAGUGGGCACUCUUGGGCUGGCGUGGGUUCUUGUCUACUUCUCAAUCUGGAAAGGAGUUGAAUGGACGGGAAAGGUAGUGUAUUUCUCAGCCACCUAUCCCUACUUCAUGCUGUUCAUCCUGUUCUUCAGGGGGGUCACACUCCCUGGAGCCAUAGAUGGGAUUCUCUUCUACAUUACUCCAGACUUCAAUAAGCUCGUCCGAUCUGAGGUGUGGCUGGAUGCAGCAACUCAAAUCUUCUUUUCAUACGGACUGGGCCUGGGAUCCCUCAUCGCAUUGGGAAGCUACAACUCUUACAACAACGAUGUCUACAAGGAUGCAGUCAUAGUAUGCUGCAUCAACUCUUGCACCAGCAUGUUUGCUGGAUUUGUCAUCUUCUCCAUCGUAGGCUUCAUGUCCUACAUCACGAAGAAACCCGUGCACGAACUGGCAGCAUCAGGUCCAGGGCUGGCAUUUUUAGCGUAUCCUCAGGCAGUCACACAGCUUCCCAUGUCCUCGCUAUGGGCCAUCCUGUUCUUCUCCAUGCUCAUGAUGUUGGGCCUGGACAGUCAGUUCUGCACAGUAGAGGGCUUCAUCACAGCUCUGAUGGAUGAAUAUCCCAUGGUUUUGCGAAAGAGGAAGAAGGUCUUCAUCCUCAUUGUCUGCCUCAUCUCCUUCAUCAUCGGCUUCUCUAACAUCACGCAGGGUGGUCUCUAUGUGUUCAAGCUGUUUGAUUACUACUCCGCCAGUGGGAUGUGUCUGCUCUUCCUCGUCUUCUUUGAAACCAUUUCCAUAUCCUGGUUUUAUGGAGCUGAAAGAUUUUAUAAGAACAUCGAGGACAUGAUCGGCUAUCGGCCAUGUGGCUGGUGGAAGCUUUGCUGGAUGAUCUUCACACCUCUAAUUUGCUUGGGAGUGUUUACCUUUAGUGCCAUUGAGAUGACUCCUCUCACCUUGGGGAAGUAUGUGUACCCCCUGUGGGGCCAAGCGAUUGGCUGGCUCAUGGCAAUGUCCUCCAUGGUACUCAUCCCAGGCUAUGUUAUCUACAUGUUCUGCAGCACCAAAGGCAGCAUCAAACAGCGUUGGCGGAGGAUGACAACUGCCCAGGAGGAUGAAAGGCGAUCAGGGCAGGAUGAAUUCACACACACAGACAGCGUGGGUGAAGCACCUGUCUAAACCUGAUUGUUCAAGCUAAAAAAAUCUGUCUGCCAGGACUUAAUGUAGUUAAUAUUGGAAGUUAACAAUUUGAUGGAUGGAUAGAUAGAUGGAUGGAUGGAUGGAUGCAGUAUUGUCUCUGGACUACAGUGUCUAACCAUCCUUCAACUUGAGUUGAAGUAAAUAAAGAAGAUGAAUAAGUAUUUUUGAUAUAGAUAUUGUUUCCUUUUCAGUAAAAGUUAUGGCAAGCAAGUGAAUGAUACAGGUCACAAUAACCUGUAUACAAAGCCCAUAUGUACAAUAAACCAUCAUGAAUGUAAAUCCACAUGCUCUUCAUAAAUUGCAGCACAAUGAAGGCCUUUGUUUAUAACGUUACUGCAAAUUUAAUGAAUAUUGUUGUACUGCGAAAUGGAACUGUCUGGUAAAACUUGAUUUCAAGUAUAAAACUCUAUUAAUGGGGAACCCCAAUAUUUCAUUUAAAGAACCAACCAGUUACUGUGAUGUAGUUAUUCUCAGCAACACAGUAUCGCUUCAGUUGUCUGUAGGUCACAUUUAUCUGAGCAAGACCUAAAAUGAAAAGUAAUAUUUCUCAUGAUAAUCUUUAACAUAAAUAAGGAAAUCUACACGUUAUUUACCAUAUGCUGUUUUUCAGUUAACACAGUUUUGAAAUACCUGUUUUUAGUUUUUAAUUAUGUAUAUUGAAGUUAAGUAUGUAUAUUGAAGAGUUUGAUUAAAAUAUUAGAGAACUGUAAAUAUAAUUGUUUUGUUAUAUUUAUGCACUGUCUAUAAAACGUGGAUGUAGGUCCAGGAACUGAGAAGUGAAGCCAAUGUGGAAGUGCCUUAAACUUAAAUUCAUUCACCUGACCAGUAGGGGGCGACUACUCUGGUUGCCAGAAGAAGUUUGAUUGUUUAAUCUUUAUUAUAACAUUACCCUGUUAUUCAAGUAAACACUUUACUAAUGGGUUUAUGGUUUUAACCAUUAGUUUUAUGUCUUGCUUAAUACAAGAUAGUGUUUAUUUUGUAUAUAAUGGUCAAAUUUAGAGUAAAACAGAUGGUAAAAUAGGGUGAUGUCAAAAAUGCAGAGGCGGAAGUCAACAAACUAGUGGGUUGGAUACAUCCAUAUUUUAUAAACAGUCUAUGUUUGUAUUAAGUGUAUUUUUAAACUAUGAAACUUUUCAUGAUAAAUGUUUUCAAACUCUGUUUUAUAAGGUGAAUGUGAAAACCAAGCAUCUUAGAAAAGAAAAGUAAAAGAAAAGACACUUUUUUCAUCUCCAAAAUUGUGUUUGGUUUUUAAAAGCUUCAUUAAGCUUAAUUUUAUCAAUACAUAAAAAACACCUAAUGCUUAAGUAUGUUUGUAAAACUUAAAAUUACUGAAUAUAGUGAAGCAAGGUUUUCUUUGGACUGCAACUUUAUGAUCUGUAUUAAAGAUAUACCCUGAUAUUGCUUCAGAGUUCAUGUUAAUAAAAUGUAUACC